AUGUCAGUGAGAGCAAGCAAUGCUCUGAGAGGCCCCCGAGCACUCUUCAGACCGCCGAGUUAUGCGCGUUGCGGGAACACGAUAAAAGAAGAGCCGGAGCAGAUGCAGAUGCAGAAGCCAAAGGGAAAGCGAACCACAAGGCCCUGGCCAAGUGCUCUGCUAGUACCAGGAGCCAGAUCAGCACGUCCGAUUCCUGCAGACCCAAGUGCCAAGUAUACCAUUAUAAAAAUCCCGAAUACCUCCACAGCGUUUUCAAGCUGGCCGGCGCUCAACAAGUUCAAGCCGGCGCUGCAACCACGAGCAAGUGGAACUAUACCUCCUGGCGCAAAGUUUGGCGUUCAGGCAACAGUCGACACCGAUAUGGAGAUGGCGAUUCUUCCUUAUCUCUAUAACGAUCUCGGUGUGCUGAUCUUUGAAGGCCCGCAGUGGGAGCAGGUUAGGAUUAUGGCAAAUAUCCUUCAGAGCGUCGAAUGUGAAGAGUGUAGACUGCCGAAAAGAGAUUGGACCACGGGCAACGCAUCAUUCGAAGUGAAAUAUGACAAGUGGAACGUGUAUCGUAUAAAGUUAAAUGCAAGAAAACACACUAAGAUCACUUUUCAGAAGAAUCGCGGAAAGAAAUGCAGCAUAAAACCCAAUGACUGUAUGACCUUACCAAUAUUGCACUUAAGAAAUGGAAAGCGGAUGGGAUAG
Messenger RNA from Fusarium verticillioides 7600, 690 nucleotides. RefSeq lists its product as hypothetical. Bases 1 to 690 code for a protein of 229 amino acids. The transcript is spliced from 2 exons. NCBI's taxonomy places the organism in Eukaryota, Fungi, Ascomycota, Sordariomycetes, Hypocreales, Nectriaceae. The record is from RefSeq and is a predicted model, not a curated record.